ACAACCCCUCUCACCCCCACCUAAAAAAAAAAAUUAAUCACCAAAAAAACUGAUAUGAUUAACAUUUUCCCCACUAGACCAAUAAUUACAUAACUAAUAACUGAAAAUUAUCGAGAAUUUCAAGUUUUAGAUAUACUAAUCCAGCGGAUUGUAUCGCAUCAUCAGGAAUAUCUGAUUGGAUAAAUGGGAAUUGGAUGAGCGUAAUGAUCAGACUAAUCACUUGCUAAUGAGAAUAAUUUAAUUGGUAACAUGAAUUAAUUAAUACAAAAUGCCUGGGCUUCUGUGGCUGAAUUGGUGUUGCUUCGAAUGUCACUGAACUCGUUGACUUGUUGCUUCAUUACAUCCACCGUUGACAGCGGUCAUGAAGUAAUGAGGGAUAAUGAGAAUUUUGGGAAAAAUAUAAAACUGAUUGGGUGAUGUGCCACACGAUAGUCCAUCAAUCAAAAUUCUUCAUUAAUUUCAGGUGAAAAUUUGUAUCGAUGGUAUAUUAGUUAAUCGAUAUAAAUUCAAUCGUGAGUGAUUGAGACAUCGGAUGCGAGAUAUUAAGUCUCGUUGAUCAGUUGUUGCCAAAUUAUUAAUGGCAAUGUGAGGGAGAUACUUGAGGAGCAAAAUUUAUUUUCAUAAAUUUACGGAUAUUAAAUUGGAAGAAAAUUUGUGGGGUACACAGGGACAUUAUCGUCAUCGAGAGAUAAUGAUUACAGAACAGACGUGGACCAUGAUGCUGGAACCAGACGUACCAAGCUGCAAUGAAUUACGGAUAACGCCGACUAAACAUUUAUGGAUUAAAGCGGUGAAGAAACUGACGUCGGAGAGGCUCGGUCGAGAGGGUCUGGCAGCCUGGGGUAAUUUAGCGGCGGCUGCACGACCUCACGAGGAUUCCGAUCUACCGGAUAUCGAGGAGGAGGAGCCCCAGGGGGAAAUAACGAUAGUCGUUGCACCCCAGGAAGUUGUCCUCGAGGAGAAGCAUGAGAAGGACGAGGAGCCGCCGGUUCAACCAGAUGUAUUUAAGAAGGGCCUGUUGUACAAAGGGAUUUUUUGUCCAUCGUUAACCACCAGUUUCCACAGCCCCAGUCUAGAAAAAUCUUAUUUUCAAUACUCGAGUCGUCAGAGGCAAAAGUCAUUAAUUAUGUUGAAUGUUGUCGAUCUGGGAUUGAAGAUAGCCUUGAUAUCAAUCUGGAUAUCCCGGAGAACGGAAAAGAGCAGUGGCCUGAUCGAGACCCUGUCCUGGGUGUCGUGCUGCAUGCUGGCAAAUCUAGUUGUCUGCAUCCUGGGUCUGUGGCGCUGGUUCUCUAACAAUUACCUCUACUGGGCAUCUAUAUUUACCUGGCUGUUAAUAAACACUCAAGGUUUUGUUGUUGCUGGACUGAAUUUCUAUUCACAACAGAGGAUGAUGUGGUACAUUCUUUUCGUUGUUUACGCACCAUAUGCUAUGCUACCACUGCCGUUGAGGUGGUGCGUCGUCGCUGGAUCUGGAACAGUCCUGACGCACAUGAUCAUGACCAUCGCGACUAUUUUUUUGAAUCAGAAACAUCUUCAAGAUCUAAUGUGCAUCCUGCGAAUGUUAACAACAAAUAUCCUCCUCUACGUCGCUGUCAAUCUCGUGGGGAUGUACACCAAGUAUUUGACAGACAGGGGUCAACGUCAGGCCUUCCUCGAGACCCACAGGUCCAUGGAAACCCGACAGAGGACCCAGAAUGAGAAUAAUCGACAGGAGAAACUCUUACUUUCUGUUCUUCCAGACUUUGUAGCGAAGGAGAUGAUAAGAGACAUCGCCAGGGAAACUGCGAGUGGAGGAACUUUUUCGUUCACCCCGAAUCAAUUCCACAGGAUUUAUUUACAUCGGUACGAGAAUGUCAGCAUUUUGUUCGCGGAUAUUAAGGGGUUCACAGCACUCGCGAGUCAAUGCAGCGCACAAGAGCUCGUGAAGGUCCUCAACAGUCUCUUCGCCCGCUUUGACAAACUCUCCUCGGAGAAUCAUUGCUUGAGGAUCAAACUUCUCGGGGACUGUUACUACUGCGUCUCGGGUCUGCCAACAGCGAGGAGCGAUCAUGCCCACUGCUGUGUCGAGAUGGGCCUGGAGAUGAUCAAGGCGAUCAGAGAUGUUCGAUAUGCUCAGAAGGUGGAUUUGGACAUGAGAAUUGGCAUCCACAGUGGUUCGGUAUUGUGCGGCGUUCUGGGCCUCCGGAAGUGGCAAUUCGACGUGUGGAGUUACGACGUCACCCUCGCCAAUCACUUGGAGAGCGGGGGAAUCCCCGGUCGAGUUCACAUAUCAGCUGACACCCUGUCCUGCCUGAACGAGGUCUACGACGUGGAGCCAGGCAAUGGUAUGGACAGGGACAACUACUUGAAGGAUCGGAAUGUCGUGACGUAUUUGAUAAAACAACUUGAGCCCCUGAGGUCCAGAAGACGACCAUCAGCGAAGCCAAAGGUCUGGUCUGAGGACGAGACUGGAAAUAAAUCUAAGAAGAGCUUUAAGCUCUCGAAUCCACUGUCGUCGACGUGUAACAGCACGAAUACUUCCAAGGAUGAGGAGGACGUGGGGGUUGAUUGGAUACCAGAAAUUCCAUUUGAAAAUUUAAAUAGUGCCAACUCCAUCAGCAAUCUGGAGACCGAAUAUCUCGAGGACGACGAGGACGACGAUGGUGCUGGUGAAAAACGACCUGGUGGCUACGAAACAGCCAGCAACAGAAGAAUGAGAUUGGCAAACAUAAACCCUUGGACCUUGCGCUACAACGACGACAGCCUCGAGUCUAAAUUUGGACAGCUUCGAGAGGACAUGUUCAAGUCCAACAUGACCUGCUGUUUUGUCAUAUGGAUAUUCAUCGCUGUUUGUCAGGCAGUAAUUGUUUCAGAUUGCAUAAUCCUCUGGGGGUCCCUCCUCUUCACGUCCUUUGUGUUUAUCGUCUGUUCGAUCCUCGUGAUGGCAGAGGAAUUCAAAACCCUUCCUGAGUACCUGAAGCACGCCUCGUCAAUGCUGGUCCACAAUAAAAUGCACAGGACGUUAUUUACCUGCAGUCUGAUAAUGCUGAUGGCGAUGACAUCAGUGGUGGGAGUCCUGGCAUGUCCUUCGGGACGUUAUCCACCCCCAGACGUGCCUAGUAUCAGUGAAUUACGACUGAGACCAUCAAAAGUGUCUCGAGAGGUGCCAGAAGGCACAACAGUCCCCCCAGGACUGAAUAACCUCAUCGUCAAGUUUCUGGAGGCAGCUCUGGACGACGAACCUACCCCUGGAGACCUCAAGGAGCCUCCAGGAUCGUUCAACUCGACUGUGGGAGUGGAUGACAAAGACAAUGGCGUCUUCAGCGACAGGGGGAGGGAAACUUUCAGAUUUUAUCGAUAUGAUGCACAUUCUGGCCACAAGAGGCACUACAGGAGAUUCAUACCCAGGCACGAGGGACACUUCAGGUCCAGGAGAGUAUUGUCCAGUUUGGAGGCAGUGGGGAGCAUCUCUGAAGGGGGUGGCAAUGAGUGGAGGAGCUGCCUCCAACCUGAGUACAUUGUUUUCACGUGGAUCCUGUGCUUGAUUGCUCUAGCAUCAGCUUUGAAGCUCUAUUAUCUCGUCAAAACUGCUCUGGCUUCCAUGAUUGUUGUCAUGUAUGCAGUUCUCAUUCUCUUCUGGCAUGAGGAACUCUUCAUGACACCUGAGGACAGCGAUGAAGCUGCGAUUCCACUCUCCGUCCAGAUGCUGAUACUUCUAGUCGUCUUCCUGGUUGUCGUGACGUACCACGGAAGACUCGUGGAGGUGACGUCGAGGCUGGACUUCCUGUGGAAGCAACAGGCCGAGAGAGAGCUCGGGGACAUGGUCGAGUCGAAGCACAACAACAUGCAGUUGCUGAAGAAUAUUCUUCCUGAUCAUGUAGCUCAUCAUUUCCUGACUGCUGAACGUCCCCCAGAGGAAUUGUACUCCCAGCAGAGGGAGAGAGUCGGAGUGAUGUUCGCCAGUGUCCCCAACUUUACAGAAUUCUACUCUGAGGAUGUUAAUAAGGGGAUGGAGUGCAUCAGAUUGUUGAAUGAAAUAAUCGCGGAUUUUGAUGAACUUCUUGAUGAGCCCCCGUUCCACUGCAUCGAGAAGAUCAAGACUGUUGGUGCUACUUACAUGGCUGCUUCUGGUCUCAACCCCCGUCAAAGUGAUCAAUCGAAAGACGAUAGAGACCACCUCUGCAGGCUGGUGGACUACGCAGUGGCGAUGCGUCUCCGUCUGGAGGACGUGAACGUCCAUUCCUUUAAUAAUUUUGAUCUUCGAGUGGGCAUCAGCUGCGGUCCCCUCGUAGGUGGGGUAAUCGGUGCUCGUAAGCCAGUUUACGACAUCUGGGGUAACACAGUCAACGAGGCCUCGAGGAUGGACUCCACGGGGGUUAUGGGGAAGAUUCAGGUGCCCAAGGAAACCGCAAAGUUCUUGGAAUCUCAAGGAUAUCAGACCCAGAAACGGGGGAUGAUUGAGGUCAAGGGAAAGGGUACUAUGGAGACUUAUUUCGUGCUGGGAAGGGAUACACUUCAGCCUGAGGGGGCACCAAGGGGUCGUAGCAGCUGCAGAAGUCUAGCUGCUGUUGUUUAUGGGGUUGUACAAGCGAGGAGGAAACAAAUGUCAUUAAUCACGAGAACAUAAAUUGGUAAUUAGUGAAGAGACUAGCGAUUAUUGGCGAGAUAAUCAUUGAAGAGGAAAGAAACAAAUUUUUUAACUGCAGACAGUUUUUUGGUGAUAUUUCGAAAAUCGUGGGAGAUAGCGAAAAUGUUGUGGAGAACUUUUUGUCGGGCGAAAGGUGUUCUACAAAAAGUAUAUAAACAAUUUUUUCGUUAUCUCUCGUCGAUCUCGAGAUAUUUAACAAAAACUGCGUUUAAUUUUGAAAGAAUGAAAUGUGGUGAACUGUAUCAAACUAUUGGUUUCUGAUAAAAAUCUUGGAAUCCAAGGGAAAUAUCACUAUUUUCAUGAGAAUGUUUUUUGUGUAGCUAGAGCAGAGUUACAAAAAAGAUUCAGUUGAAAAUUUCGAUAUCUCCCAGGGAUUCCCUGAUAUUUUCAAAAUACUAAUGUUCAAAAGUGAGAAUGACUUAUUGUGUUUACUACUUCCACUUCCGACAUUUUGAUGAAAAUGUCGUAAUCGAGGGGAGAUAGUGAAAUUUUCAUUCAUACCUUUUUUAUAGAGAAAUAAAAUAUCUACAAAAAAUGUAUCAACAAAAAUUUCGCUAUCUCCCCUAGAUUCUGAGAUAUUCAUCAAACUAAACAAGUUGAAUAUUUAGUUUCGUUAGUUUUUUGUAAAUAAACUGCUAAUGAAUUUUCCAAUCAAAAAUAUUAAAUUUCCUUGAUUGAAAAAUAAAUAAAACUGUACAUAAAUCAAUUGAAUAGUUAGUAACUCAUAGAGUAGGACA
This is a messenger RNA of Diachasmimorpha longicaudata, 5364 nucleotides long. RefSeq names its product adenylyl cyclase 78C (gene Adcy8). Gene Ontology annotation, molecular function: adenylate cyclase activity. Bases 692 to 4606 code for a protein of 1304 amino acids. The record is from RefSeq and is a predicted model, not a curated record. The transcript has 16 exons. Gene Ontology annotation, cellular component: plasma membrane. NCBI's taxonomy places the organism in Eukaryota, Metazoa, Arthropoda, Insecta, Hymenoptera, Braconidae. Gene Ontology annotation, biological process: intracellular signal transduction; adenylate cyclase-activating G protein-coupled receptor signaling pathway; cAMP biosynthetic process.